UCCCGCCCCUUCGGCCCAGGGUCUCCGUCCUCGUCGGCUCGACCUCCCUGCGGGCUAAGAUGGCGGCCGCGGUCAGAGCCAUCGGGAGCUGGGCGCGCUUCGCCGCCGCCGCCAAGUACUGCCCUUCCGGGGGGCGCCUGGCAGGUUAUGCCUGCCAAAGCCUCAGCACUACCUCUCCCCUCAAAUCUAGAACGCAUGUUAACUAUGACAUCAAAGGAGAUGUUGCUGUUGUGCGUUUUAACUCUCCAAAUUCCAAGGUUAAUACCCUGAGCAAGCCAAUGCAGUCAGAGUUCACUGAAGUGAUGAAUGAGAUCUGGGCCAACGACGCCAUCGCCAGUGUUGUCCUUAUCUCGGCAAAGCCCGGUUGCUUCAUUGCCGGGGCCGACCUCAACAUGAUCGAGGCCUGCAAAUCCAGCCAAGAAAUCACGCAGCUUUCUCAGGAAGGGCAGAAGACGAUGGACACCUUGGAAAAAUCCCCCAAACCCAUUGUGGCUGCCAUCAGCGGCUCCUGCCUUGGAGGAGGGCUGGAGCUGGCCAUCGCUUGCCAGUACAGAAUCGCCAUCAAGGACAAAAAGACCCUCCUGGGCUCACCCGAGGUCUUACUGGGGCUGCUGCCGGGAGCAGGAGGCACUCAGAGGCUGCCCAAGAUGGUGGGCAUUCCAGCUGCCUUCGACAUGAUGCUGACUGGGAGGAACAUACGCGCCGACAGAGCCAAGCGGAUGGGGCUGGUGGACCAGCUGGUGGAUCCACUAGGUCCAGGCAUCAAGAGCCCGGAAGAGCGGACGCUGGAAUACCUGGAGGAGGUGGCCAUCACGUUUGCCAGAGGCCUAGCCACCAAGAAGAUUUCCCGGAAGAAGGACAAGGGGCUCGUCCAGAGAGUGACGGAUUUUGCCAUGUCUGUUCCCUUCGUGCGUCAGCAAGUCUACAGAAUGGUGGAGCGUCGUGUGCAGAAACAGACCAGAGGACUCUACCCAGCUCCCUUGAGCAUCAUCGAGGUUGUGAAAACUGGCCUAGAGAAAGGCAACGAAGCCGGCUAUCUUAUAGAAUCCCAGAAAUUCGGAGAGCUUGGGAUGACCUCCGAGUCAAAAGCCCUGAUGGGGCUCUACCACGGGCAGGUCCAGUGCAAGAAGAACAAGUUUGGGCAGCCGAAGGAGCCUGUCCGGAAUCUGGCAAUUCUGGGGGCGGGCCUGAUGGGCGCCGGCAUUGCCCAAGUCUCUGUGGACAAGGGGCUCCAGACCAUCCUGAAGGACACGACUCUCGAGGGCUUGAGCAGAGGCCAGCAGCAGGUCUACAAGGGCUUGAACAACAAAGUGAAAAAGAAGAACCUCACCUCGUUUGAGCGGGACACGAUCCUCAGCAACCUGAUGGGGCAGCUGGACUAUAAGGGCUUUGAGAAGGCCGACAUGGUGAUCGAAGCGGUCUUCGAAGACCUCGGCGUCAAGCACAAAGUGCUGAAGGAGGUGGAAGCGGUGGUCCCUCCUCACUGCAUCUUUGCCAGCAACACGUCCGCCCUGCCCAUUCACCAGAUUGCCGCGGUCAGCAAAAGGCCGGAAAAGGUGAUUGGAAUGCACUACUUCUCCCCCGUGGACAAGAUGCAGCUGCUGGAGAUCAUCACCACCGACAAAACCUCCCCGGACACGGCCGCGGCAGCCGUAGCGGUCGGCCUCCAGCAAGGGAAGGUCAUCAUUGUGGUGAAGGAUGGCCCUGGUUUCUACACCACCCGGUGUCUUGCGCCCAUGUUGGUGGAAAUCCUCCGCCUUCUCCAGGAGGGCAACGAUCCCAAGAAGGUGGACUCCCUUUCCACGGGUUUCGGCUUCCCCGUCGGGGCAAGCACCCUCGUCGACGAAGUAGGUGUCGAUGUGGCCGCGCACGUCGCCGAGGAUCUUGGGAAGGCUUUUGGAGAACGGUUUAAAGGAGGGGACGUGGAGCUUUUGAAGGCCAUGGUGAACAAAGGCUUCCUGGGCCGCAAAUCCGGGAAGGGCUUCUACGUCUACCAGGAAGGGGUGAAGGACCGGAGCAUCAACAACGGCAUGGACGAAAUCCUGCAGAAGUUCAAACUGGCGGCCAAGCCGGAGGUCUCUUCGGACGAGGAUAUCCAGAUGCGCCUGGUGUCGCGGUUUGUGAACGAGGCUGUCCUGACCCUGCAAGAGGGCAUCCUCAGCAACCCCGUGGAAGGGGACAUUGGAGCCGUGUUUGGGCUGGGCUUCCCCCCGUGCUUGGGUGGCCCCUUCCGGUACGCAGACUUCUACGGGGCCCGGCGGCUGGUGGACCGCAUGAGGAAGUACGAGAGUGCUUACGGAAGCCAGUUCACGCCGUGCCCGCUGCUGCUUGACCACGCCAAGGACUCCAGCAAGAAAUUCCACAAGUGAACUUAUCUGAACCUCCACCAGCCGUCCGUCGGCGGAGAGGAAGAGGGAAAACUCGCCGGCGGUUCGCCAGCCUGAGGGCGACGGGUCUUGACCCUUAUAGUGCCUUAACCCCUCGGCCACUACCUCUCCCAGGCCCCCUCCCCCUCGCCCGGCUGAAGGUUGGCUUCCCCAUAUCCAAAAAGGGAAGCAAGGGUGGGGUGGGGGGGUUCUCUGCCUCCCAACCCAAGCCUGACCCCCCCCCCGGGAGUCCCAGAGCCAACAGCAGCAGCAACACUGGCGAAAAAGCUGCUGUUUCUGGGUCCAGAGCCCACUCCGCCUUCAUCUCCGUAAGAAGAGAAUUUCUGACAAUAAAUCCUCGUGCCUGGUUCUGUCAAGG
This is a messenger RNA of Pogona vitticeps (central bearded dragon), 2745 nucleotides long. RefSeq names its product hydroxyacyl-CoA dehydrogenase trifunctional multienzyme complex subunit alpha. Gene Ontology annotation, biological process: fatty acid beta-oxidation. Lineage: Eukaryota; Metazoa; Chordata; Lepidosauria; Squamata; Agamidae. The record is from RefSeq and is a predicted model, not a curated record. Gene Ontology annotation, cellular component: mitochondrion; mitochondrial fatty acid beta-oxidation multienzyme complex. Gene Ontology annotation, molecular function: NAD+ binding; long-chain (3S)-3-hydroxyacyl-CoA dehydrogenase (NAD+) activity; enoyl-CoA hydratase activity.